AUGUUGACUAGUAAAGUGUGUGGAGAGUUUGGUACUAUAUGGAAGUUUUUUCCUGAUGAAUUGACGAAUUCUGGAGAAUAUAAUUUUAGAGUUGGAUCGCUCAAUAGCUACUGCCCUAAUAGAAAAUGUGAAAAUGAUAUCGAUAAGAUUAAUGCUGGAUGUUUAUGGUUAUUUAAACAAUUUUAUGGAAGUCCAUAUAAUUUUUCGAGUAAUGCAAAUGGAAAUAUGAGUAUUGCUACAUACAUUAUGACAUGGAUAAGUUAUAAGUUAAAUCAAAAACCACAAAAGGAAAUCAGUAGAUUUACCGAUUUUUAUAGUAAACAUAUACAAAAUGCAGAGGAGUAUAAUAAAUUUAUAGGUGACAUUACGGAAUAUACAAGUUAUAAUGAUCUUAUAAAUCAAAAAAAUAAAUUGAUGGAUAUUGAUAUUAGUGAUAUGUCUAAAUUUUAUAGUUUAUUUAAAAUCUUAUGCGAUGUGAUUAGCAAUGCUGAUAAGCAAAACGUUAGAAAAACGUAUUUAGAAUAUGCUGAAGAAUUUGUUACUGAAUAUCAAAAACUCAUUAAUAAUAAUAAUACUGGUACUGAAGACAGUUCAUAUAGUCAACUAUUGUCUACAUUAUCAAAUGAUUAUGUUAAGUUUGGAAAAAACCAAAUUGGUGAUACAUCAAUAAAUCUUCCUUCACUACCAACAGAAAAAACAGUUGAAAAUAUUGACAUAUCAGAAUCUAAAGAAACAAUAAUUGUCUCCUCGAGUGGAACGCCAGAAUCAAGUUCUAAAGCUAAAAUAUCAGAUUCGGAUUCAACAUUACCAAGUCCAUCACAAGUAAAUAAAUUAAUUUUAAUUCCAAUUAUAUUUGUUGCAACAUUAAUUUUAUUAGGAAUUGCAUAUAAGUAUUCGUUAUUUGGAUUUCGGAAACGAUCUCAAAAACAACAUUUAAGAAAAAAGAUAAAAACAUAA
This is a messenger RNA of Plasmodium yoelii, 957 nucleotides long. Its product is annotated as PIR protein. Bases 1 to 957 code for a protein of 318 amino acids. The record is from RefSeq and is a predicted model, not a curated record. NCBI's taxonomy places the organism in Eukaryota, Apicomplexa, Aconoidasida, Haemosporida, Plasmodiidae. The transcript is spliced from 3 exons.